GCGUCCAGGACAGGACGCAUGAUCAGGGGCGGACAUUCGUUUUGUUCUCCUCCUUCACGGUUUGGUCCGACCGAGAGAGAGAGAUCGUGUUAUUUCGGGUAGCUACUAUUGGCAUACGGCAGGUGAGUUCACGACAGCUCACACGGAGUUUAUAGACUACGAGCCUGGCAGUGUAUCUAUCUCUAGUUAAAUAUAGCGAGUGUCCUGGUUUCAGCACUGCAGGUCGUUAACAGCUCCAACAACACCAGAGGAGAGCGGAGAUUUGAAGAGCCCCUCCCCGCCCAAGUAACAACCAGAGCGGGUUAGAGUCCAAGCGCAGCCCUGUUGUCAGUUUCAGCACCACCAGCAAGGAAGAGCAGAGCUGUCCAAACAUCCAGCAGUUUGUGACCGCUAUCGUCGGUUGGAUCAUCCACACAACACAACACCCCCAAGACAGCUAUAACCGGGAGUAAUCUAGCGGAAAAUAGCCUACAGCCACCGAUUGAGUGGAUAUUUUAUUUCAGAAUGGCGUCCAAAGGAAUGGGAGUUCUCCUUCUGCUCGGGAUUUUUGCUGUGACUGUCUCCCAGAUUUCUGCUUUUCCCACACCUGCCGAGGAUGAUAAAGCUGUAGUUUACAACAGACGACUGACUGAGGAGAGACCAAUCCAGGAGCAGAUUGCAGAGGCAGAUGAUGUGAAAGCAGCAGUGGAGUCUGCAGACACCAAACCUGCUGUGGAGCCUAAAGAGGUGAAAGAGGCAGAACCAGAACAAGAGAACGAUGACUUCACUCUGCUCAAGUCCCUGGCCGAAGGUCAAAGGUCAAAAGAGACCAAUGAGACGCCGGUCAGAGAGAGCCUGGAGAAGGAGCCUUACUUUCCAGACGAAUCAGAUUCCACCAAGAACCGCCGGCUAGUCGAAGACUAUGACUCAACAAAGAUGGAAAACGGCAAGUACCAAGAUGACCCAGAGAGCUUCAGGCAAGUGGAUGGUACCCCUCUAACGGCUGAAGACAUCGUCCAGAAGAUCGCUACUAAGAUAUACGAGGAGGACGACAGAGGUGUAUUUGACAGGAUCGUCUCCAAGCUGCUCAGACUGGGCCUGAUAACAGACAGCCAGGCAGACAGUCUGGAGUACGAGGUAGCCGAGGCUCUUCAGGACCUCAUCACUAAGAACGCAAAGAACAAUGAGAUCGAGGACCUGGGAGAGGACUAUCCCGUGACCCGGGGUGACCAGGAUGACCAGAAUCCCGACGCUAGCAUGGAUGUUACUGGUUCCCCCAACCGUCGGUACGAUGAAGAAGAUGAUGAUGAUCAGGCGGCCAUUGAUGACGACGUGGACAGAGGAGAGGGGGAUGACACAGUGGAUAACACCUGGGAUAGAGAGAGUGAGGGAGAAGGGGAGGAGGAGAGGAGUGAGGGAGAGAGAGAUGAGGGAAACGAAUUGAGCCCAGAGGAUGGUCUUCAGGACCUUCAGUACUUCCCCAACUUCUACCGUCUGCUAAAGAGUCUAGACUCAGAGCAAGACGCCCAGGAGAGAGAGACUCUGAUCACUAUCAUGAAGACUCUGAUUGACUUUGUCAAGAUGAUGGUGAAAUAUGGAACCAUCACACCUGAAGAGGGAGUCUCCUACCUUGAGAACCUGGAUGCUAUGAUCGCUCUGCAGACCAAGAAUAAGCUGGGGAAAACACUGGGGAUCCCUGGCAUCAUCCCUCCUACAGGGAAGACCCCAGAGGACGAUGACAACACCAAGGCAGAGGCGGCCAAGAUGCAGAAGGAGUAUGAGAACCUGAAAGACUCAACCAAGGAAGAAGCGCCGUCCACUGAGACCAGAGAUCACCCAGGCAAGUCUGAGAUCUACUUGGAAGCCAUCAGGAAGAACAUUGAGUGGCUGAAGAAACACAACAAAGACGAGGGCAAAGACGAUUACGACCUGUCCAAAUUGAGGGACUUCAUGGACCAACAAGUGGACUCCUACAUUGACAAGGGCAUCAUCGAGAAGGGUGAGGGAGAGACCAUCAAGAGGAUCUACGGCAGCCUGUAACCUUCAACCAACCUUAAAAUAACCAACAACCAACCUUCAAACACCUACGACCAACCUUCAAAAAACCACUGGAAAUGUAUGACGAUUGAUAAACCUAUGAAUAGGGCCUAGAGUUGUUCCUUUUCUGGAAACAUGGUUUGGAAAAACUCCUGGCUUUACGACUCACUCACAAUGAGCAGAAUCCAAACUUGACAUGAUGAUCCCUGAAAGUAACUGACUGAUUUUGGUGUGAAUUCUUACCUUGAUGUCAGUGGGAGUUUGGUUUGAAAGUUUGAGUAAAGCGAGUGGAUCUCAAGUUAGGAUUCGGCCUCUAUGAGAGGAAAGGUAUGACCUUUAUGUAUUCAAAAUAAACCAUUUAGGCAAAAACAUAUUGUAUUUGACAUUUCCAGAAAGCUGGAAUGCAAUAAUGGUAAUAUUAUCACUGAAAGUAUAUAUUCAACUAUACUGCUAGAAAACUAUCAGCAAUAGUCCGAUGUCACUGAAUGGCACUGACUCGAUUGGGAAAUUCAAUAGUCCGAUGUCACUGAAUGGCACUGACUCGAUUGGGAAAUUCAAUAGUCCGAUGUCACUGAAUGGCACUGACUCGAUUGGGAAAUUCAAUAGUCCGAUGUCACUGAAUGGCACUGACUCGAUUGGGAAAUUCAAUAGUCCGAUGUCACUGAAUGGCACUGACUCGAUUGGGAAAUUCAAUAGUCAGAUGUCACUGAAUGGCACUGACUCGAUUGGGAAAUUCAAUAGCCCGAUGUCACUGAAUGGCACUGACUCGAUUGGGAAAUUCAAUAGUCAGAUGUCACUGAAUGGCACUGACUCGAUUGGGAAAUUCAAUAGCCCGAUGUCACUGAAUGGCACUGACUCGAUUGGGAAAUUCAAUAGUCAGAUGUCACUGAAUGGCACUGACUCGAUUGGGAAAUUCAAUAGUCAGAUGUCACUGAAUGGCACUGACUCGAUUGGGAAAUUCAAUAGUUAUUCUGUCAAAUCAAUUGACUGACUGAUCUACUUACUAGAUGACAGCUUUGACUACCUUGAGGAGUGAAAUGUUGACCUACUGAGGGGGAAUGAGUGUUCAACCAUCCCAAUGGACACACACUGGUUGACUCAACGUUGUUUCCACGUCAUUACGUUGAACCAAUUUGGAAUAGACGUUGAAUUGAUAUCUGUGCCUAGUGGAAAGGUUGUAUCCCAAAUAGCAUACUUUUCCAUAUUUAGUGCAUUAUUUUUGACUAGGCCCCAUAGGGCUCUGGUUAAAAAUAGUGCACUAUAUAGGAAGUAGGGUGCCAUUUGGCAGAGAGAGGUCUGAUAGUAGAGUUCCAACUUUAGCUUUCUCAUCAAUUGCAGGUAAUAUGUAUGUCUUUGCAAUAGACUUUUGCAACAAGUACACAUAUAUCUAAAUGUAUUCAUUCUAUGUAAUCUGUCCUAUCAUAUUCUAAUUCUUAUUUUUUCAAUCCAGCAUCAAUGUAAGAUCUAUUGUAUUAAGGCUUUUAACUCAACCAAAAACAGUUGUGUUGUCCAGUAUCAUUUCAGCCCUGUAUGUCCAUCCUCUCCUCUUCGUUCUGGGGUAACUCCUUUGGGGCCCUCCAGGGGGCCCUGUCUGUGUCAUUUCCCUCUAUCUGAUUUCUGCAAAAUGGGUAGUAGUGGGAAGUUGCCUCUAGAUGCUGAUCGUGGAUCAGUUGUAUAUUUUCCCCACUAAUGGUAAAGGUUAGGAUUGUGGGAGGACAAGCUGAUCCUAGAUCUGUCCCCAGCUUCAAUAUGUCUCAGUAUAUUUAACAUGUAUACUACCACUCUAGAGACACAAAAUUAAGUAUUUUUAAAUGUAAAUAUUUGUGAUGUUUUUUCCAAAAAUGUAAAAGCAAUUAAAACAUUGCCUUUCUUAA
This is a messenger RNA of Oncorhynchus gorbuscha (pink salmon), 3890 nucleotides long. It is a transcript of the gene scg3, whose product is annotated as secretogranin III. Bases 505 to 2019 code for a protein of 504 amino acids. The record is from RefSeq and is a predicted model, not a curated record. The transcript has 12 exons. Gene Ontology annotation, biological process: protein localization to secretory granule. Gene Ontology annotation, cellular component: secretory granule membrane. NCBI's taxonomy places the organism in Eukaryota, Metazoa, Chordata, Actinopteri, Salmoniformes, Salmonidae.